Molecule: messenger RNA, 1266 nt
Organism: Akanthomyces muscarius
Lineage: Eukaryota; Fungi; Ascomycota; Sordariomycetes; Hypocreales; Cordycipitaceae
Exons: 6
Coding region: 1-1266 (421 amino acids)
Source: RefSeq, a predicted model, not a curated record
AUGCCUGCAUUUCCCCGCCUCGACUCUGUAAGCGCGCAACGCCACGAAACGCAAGGGAUGGCGGCGCUGCUGCCGAGAGAUAGCGCGCAGGAUGCAUUUCAGAAAGUCGUCAUCGAGGCCUGGACAUUGCUGGCGACUGCGCUGGCAAUUACGGCCCUGCGAAUAGGCUUUCGCAUAUCGGCGCUUGGGAUACGAAAUCUGGGAUGGGAUGACUACCUCGUCUGCAUUGGAGCGAUUUUUUACGUGGCCGAGACGACCUUGGCGUUCAGUGUCGGCCACGUCGCGCACGGUUUAGCGAACGGAGGCAUGACAGACGAGGCAAGGGCAGCACUCUCGCCAAAUGACCCCGAAUACAAACUUCGCGUGAUUGGAUCGCAGAUACAAAUAGCAGGCUGGACGACAUACGGCACCAUGCUUUGGCUAUACAAAACGUGCAUGCUAAUAUACUACAUGCGAUUGACGUCGGGUCUGCACAAAUCGUACAAGAGGCAGAUUUACCUUGGGUUUGCACUGCUCGGCUCUACCUAUUUGGUUCUUGGCGCGACCGUCUUCUUGUCGUGCCGCCCCUUUCAUAAAUACUGGCAAAUUUAUCCUGAUCCAGGCAAUGCCUGCCAACCCGCGCUUUCGAUUCAGAUAAUCUGGAUGAACCUAGCUCUCAACGCUUCGACCGAUUUAUAUCUCAUGUCGAUUCCAGUGCCAAUGCUGUGGAAAUCUGGGCUGAAAUUAUCAAGAAAAAUAGCAUCCACAAUUUUGUUCACUUCUGGCGCGUUCGUCGUCGUGUGCGCGCUGUUGAGAAGUAUCUUGAUCACCAUUGAUCCAAUAAACGGCCCCCAGACUGCAGGUGUCUGGGGUGUACGAGAAUCGUUUGUGGCCACGGUCGUCACGAACCUGCCCAUCAUCUUUCCGCGGCUAAAGGUGCUUUUCAAGCGGCAUCUCACUCCCAUCUUGUCGCUCCGAUCGUCGAGAUCGGGCCAUUCCGCAACAGGGUUCCGGACAAUUGGAGGCGGGGAUGGCAACGGCGGUGCCGGCGUGCGACAUCGCCGCAAUCCGCCCCAGAGCGUCUACCCGUUGCCGACAAAGCUAACGGUCACGCAGAGCGCAGAGCAGCUGGUGGACGAAGGCAUCGAGCUGCAGAGUGGCAAAUCCCCCGCGCCGUCGGAGAGGGCUACGGGAGAGCCGCAAUCCACACGGGCAACGACAGCCAGCGCACGCGACACCGAGGCUUCUGUGUCUGGCAGUGCAUGCGCUGAGCGAGGAGGGCCAUAA